Salvelinus fontinalis (brook trout) is the source of this 2905-nucleotide messenger RNA. Its product is annotated as low density lipoprotein receptor adapter protein 1-A-like. Gene Ontology annotation, cellular component: early endosome. The transcript is spliced from 9 exons. Bases 197 to 1171 code for a protein of 324 amino acids. NCBI's taxonomy places the organism in Eukaryota, Metazoa, Chordata, Actinopteri, Salmoniformes, Salmonidae. The record is from RefSeq and is a predicted model, not a curated record.
UUAUCCUCUUGGGAUUCCCUCUCAUGACGUAUGCUUGCAUGGGGAUUGCCCAUUCGGUUGAUUGACAGAUAUAGCGCCGCCCAAAUUAAAGUCAUCCCAAGAAUCAAAGCCCCGAAGUCAACAACAGUCUUGGAGCUCUAAGGUCUAGAAAUAACCUUACUACAAACACGUCAAGUUUCCUUGUCCUAAAGUCGCGAUGGAUGCCAUAAGGUCGGCUGGAAGAGCUAUCAUUCGAAGUCCAAGUAUGGCGAAACGGUCUUGGAAUACGGGCAAACAUAAAAAACUUCCUGAGAACUGGACAGACAUGACAGAGACUGUUGUAGACGGCAUGACCUUUAACCUCCGUCACCUAGGCAUGACCCUGGUGGAUCAGCCCAAAGGAGAGGAACUAUCAGCAGCUGCCGUCAAGAGGAUUGUUGCCACGGCCAAAGCGGGAGGCCAGAAGCCUCAGAAGAUGUCUCUAAAGGUUUCUCCUCAGGGUUUAAUGCUGUACGACAGUCUAACCAGCCAGCUACUAGACACCAUCUCCAUAUACAGGAUAUCCUACUGCACGGCGGACAAGCUGCACGACAAGGUGUUUGCCUACAUCUCCCAGAACACCCUCAACGGAACACUGGAGUGCCACGCCUACCUCUGCCCCAAGAGGAAAGUGGCCCAGGCAGUGACUCUGACUGUAGCACAGGCCUUUAGAGUGGCCUUUGAGUUGUGGCAGGUUGCUAAGGAAGAGGAAGAGAAGAGAGUGAAGUCCAACUCAGCUGGAGAAGCAACCAGCAGCUCCCAGUCAGAAAGAUCAAACAACCUGCCUAGUCUCAAAGGAGGAAUCUCCGUAGAUGUUGCCACUGGUAACCUACUGGACCUGGAGGAACUGACUCAUGUUGCCGCAGUUCUGGAAACCAAUGGCAACGAGGAGUUCAAGGUGGACAACCACACUGCUCCCGAGCACAAUGAUGACAACAACACUGUCUGGGAAAUUGAGGAAGACUUGGAUGAAGCUUUUUCUAGACUGGCGGUAUCCCGUACUAACCCCCAGGUCUUGGACAUUGGGGUGACCCCCCUGGAUUGGCUGAUAGAACCUGACUGGGCCGAUGGGAACACACCCAACAAGAACAUGACCAAUAAGAAUGCAUCAAACAAGAAUACCACCAAUGGGGACGACUUCUUUGGCUUCUGAUCGACCACCAGAGGGCAACCAAGAGGCACAGCCUUUUUAGUCUUUGGCCUAAUCCCAAAUCAACCGCUAGGCCCUAUGCUGGAACUAUACUAUAUUGUGUGCACCUGUCAAGUCCUCUCAGAUCUCCACAAGUGCACAGGACACAGGGUCUAGGGGUCAAUUUCGGAUUGGGCCGUAGAAGAGUUGACUUUGGUUCCAUUCCAAACCGAUCCCUUGCCUCUGUCCUUAUUCCCUAGUUGACUCCCUCUCCCUUAUAGAUCUGAAAGGACUGCAUAGGUUGAGAACUUUGGUUGAGGUUCUAUGAUAUUGUAGAUAUACAUGGGGUCGCCAGGAAGAGUCUAUGGGUAGACGCUAGGGAUUAUGGGUAGACGCUAGGGAUUAUGGGUAGACGCUAGGGAUUAUGGGUAGACGCUCGGGAUUUGACUUGGUACCUUAUAUCUUUUUAUAAACUGGGUGCUUCAAGCCCUGAAUGCUGAUUGGCUGAAAGCCAUGCUAUAUCAGACUGUAUACCACGGGUAUAACAAAACAUGUAUUUUAUACUGCUCUAAUUACAUUGGUAACCAGUUUUUAAUAGCAAUAAGGCACCUCAGGGGUUUGUGGUUUAUUGGCCAAAGUACCCCGGCUAAGGGCUGUAUACAGGCACUCCAAAUUGCAUCGUAUACAUAAGAACAUCCCUUAGCCGUGGUAUAUUGGCCAUAUACCACACCCCCUCUGACCUUAUUGCUGAAAUAUACCACUCGGUGUGUCAGCCUAGAUUGUUUUGUUUACUUUGUUCUUUAAUUUACUGCAGUAGUAGACAGUAGUACUAUUUGGACCGUAAUCAGUAUUAUUUUUCUAUGUGUAUGUAUUUUGUGUCAGAUUUAUAUUUAAGCUGUAAGGCCAGUGUAGUAUAUGCCCAAUAUAACACGGCUAAGGGCUGUUCUUAGGCACGAUGUGACGCGGAGUGCCUGGACACAGCCCUUAGCCGUGUUAUAUUGGCCAAUAUACCACAAAACCCCUGAGGUGGCUUAUUGCUAUUAUAAACUGGUUACCAACGUAAUUAGAGUAGUAAAAAUAAAUGUUUUGUCAUACCGGUGGUAUACAGUGUGAUAUACCACAGCUGUCAGCCAAUCAGCAUUCAGGGUUCGAGCCACCCAGUUUUGAGAUUUGGAGUUAAACCAGUCUUCAUCUGUCACAGUAAAUAUGUAUUAUAUAUAUAUAUAUAUAUAUAUAUAGUAUUGAACAUAAACACACUCGGUACCAUAAAGACCAAGCAAGACGAUACAUUUAGGUACUGCUUACUUUCUGUAGUUGUAUUGGGCAUGCAUUCUUUACAUACUAGAGACUGGUUCAGUUGCCAUGAAACAGGAGAAAGCACUUUUUUUGAAAAAGAGGUACUUCCUGAAUUUCUUUCCAACUUGUUCGGGAACAAUUUUUUUCUGUUUUGUGCCUGCCUAUUUAACGUGACCCAGGAAAAGAGAUGUAUUGUAGUAAAGUUUCACCCUGUUCUGUUGGCUAUCUAUACAUUACAUUUUACAUUUAAGUCAUUUAGCAGACGCUCUUAUCCAGAGCGACUUACAAAUUGGUGCAUUCACCUUAUGAUAUCCAGUGGAACAGCCACUUUACAAUAGUGCAUAUACCCUUAUACCCAUAUACCCUUAUGUCCAAUACGCCAUGUAAUACUGUAUACCAGCAGAACUUUGAAUAUCAUUUUUUUGUUGUUAUGUAUAUGAAAUUAAACAGUUGUUUGGUCUA